AUGGGCUUGCGAGAUUCGGCGACGUCGCACGCCGGGCAGCGAGGCGAGCAGAUGCACGCCACGGAAGGGAGGGAAGCGGAAAAGGAGGGGUGGGAGGAGAAAGACGAGGAGGGGAAGGAGGGGCAUGACGAUGAGGGGGAAGCGGAAGGGGAGGAGAAGGAGGUGAAGGAGCAAGCUACCACUCCCCCCUCCCCAUCCCCCCUCUUGUUCUUUCCCCACUCUCCAUCCCGCCUCUCCCAACCCCCCCUCUCCCCUUCGCCACUCAACCCGUCUUUUCUCCCCCCAUCUCCCCUUCCGCCAAAUCCCCUUUCCCCAUCCUCCUUCUCCGCGAGUAGCUUCCGCCAAUCCGGCCCCACGGCGUCGCCCCCCCCCCUUUCGUGCACGAGCCUUUCCGUUGCCUGCGGAAACCUGUCUCCCCGUCCUUCUCGCUUUCGACCUUCGUCAGCAGGAGGUCAAUCCCCUCCAUUUCCUGCUGCUUCACCUUUCCCUGCUUCCCCUGCAGCUGCCACUGCUGCCACUGCAGCUUCACCAGCUGCUGCUGCCCCGAAAAAGCCAAGCACCAGCGCCAAUCGUGGCGGAUUGUCUGCUGCUCUGCAGCCGUUGCUGCCCGGGACAGGUGCUGACCUGGUAGCAGCUGCUGAGCUGGCAACAUGUGCUGAGCUGGCAGUGCCAAGUGAAGCGCCAGGCAAGCACAGAGACGCACGUGGCUAUCAGGCCAGCCCUUCGCACCCAGCCCUCUUUAGCAGCACUCAUGGUUCCGAAAUGUUUCAAUACAGUAACACUCGUUACAAGCACCACGGCUACAGUCCCCAUAGGAUCAGCACUGCAUGUGACCAUAGCGAGGAGCUGUCAUCGUCUUUUCACAGCUCACCCCUCUACAUCAGCGGGUUUAAAGCCAUGCUAGCCGUGCUGUCGCAGCAAGGGGAGUGGACAGCCGACCCUGUGCGAACCACCUUCUCAGCCGCCUUCCUACCCUCCUCACCAUCACAUCUGUAUGCUGCCAGCAUUGCCGUGUGGGGACGGCAGGGGGAGGGGGGGAGUGGAGGCAAGGGAGCUGAAGCAGUGGGGCGAAAGGAACUAGGCACGAGCAAGCAGGCUGGCACCCCCAUCCACACCUUCUCCUGCUCCUACGACCUCUCUCACAUGCCGCCCAACUCCAAGACCUUCAUUCGCCAGAGAACGCUGCUUGCACCCAAGCACGCAGCCACGUCCUUCCAGGAAGCUUCAGGCUGCUCAAGUCUUCCGAGUCCUCCUCCUGGAAGAGCAGGUGCACAGGAGCAGCAAGAGGAGCUGCAGUCGGGUGCAGUGAGUGCUGUGAGAGCAGUGAUUCACCUGCAGUUCCAGUGCUUGCCCAAGACACGCAGUGCUGCUGCUGCUGCUGCUAGUGGUGGUGAUGUUGGUGGUGGCGUUGGUGGUGGCGUUGGUGAUGCUGCUUCUAACAGUUGUGGUGCUGGUGAUGCUGGUGAUGCUGGUGAUGCUGGUGGUGCUGGUGAUGCUGGUGAUACUGGUGAUGCUGGUGAUGCUGGUGCUGCUGGUGCAGAGAGUAGGGGCGGGAAGGAGGCAAGGGAAGGACAGGAGAGGAAUAAUGGAGUCGAUGGGAGAGUGGGGCAUGGGGAGGGGCAAGGGGAGAGUUUGAAGGAGUCUCGUAGACACAGGCGUGAGGGCGGUAGGGAGCGCAGGACUCGCCUGUUCCUGUGUGGGGAGGUGCGCGUGGUCUUCCCUCUCUCUGCUCCUACCUCGGACAACCUAAAGGUGAGUCUGCCUUGUUGUGGGCUUCGUCUGAAGUCCCUCCAGCAAUCAAUUGAGGUCCGUAGGGAAUGUAGGACUCGCAUGUUCCUGUAUAGCGAUGUGCGAGUGGUCUUCCCUCUCUCUGCUCCUACCUCGGACAAUCUCAAGGGAGAGCAGGAGUCGCCUGUUCCUGUGUCGAGAGGUGUGGGUGGUCUUCCCUCUCUCUGCUCCAACCUCCGACAACCUCAAGGCCAUUACAGGGUACCAGCUUCCAUCCAAUCCAACCAGCCCGCGUAUCUUUCUUCCACACCCUUUCCCUUUCCUCCAAUCCCUCCUCCAGGCCAUUACAGAAGUACCAGCUUCCCUCAAAGCCACGCUUCUUCCCCUGCUGCUGACACGGACACCAACCCGCAUCCCGUAUGCGGAUCGCGCGCUUAG
Closterium sp. Naga37s-1 is the source of this 2166-nucleotide messenger RNA. The record is from the annotation of a GenBank genome assembly. NCBI's taxonomy places the organism in Eukaryota, Viridiplantae, Streptophyta, Zygnematophyceae, Desmidiales, Closteriaceae.